Molecule: messenger RNA, 654 nt
Organism: Pseudozyma hubeiensis SY62
Lineage: Eukaryota; Fungi; Basidiomycota; Ustilaginomycetes; Ustilaginales; Ustilaginaceae
Product: membrane trafficking protein
Exons: 1
Coding region: 1-654 (217 amino acids)
Biological process (GO): Golgi organization; endoplasmic reticulum to Golgi vesicle-mediated transport; intracellular protein transport
Cellular component (GO): COPII-coated ER to Golgi transport vesicle; Golgi apparatus; endoplasmic reticulum
Source: RefSeq, a predicted model, not a curated record
AUGUUCGGCCGCACGCCCAUCCUCCUCCUCCUCACCGCUCUCCUGCUCGUCGCGCGGUCCACCACCGCGCUGUACUUCUACCUCGACCCUGAUGUACCCAAAUGCUUCCUCGAAGAGCUUCCCAACGACACCGUCGUGGUCGGCCACUACAUGACCGAGGAGUGGGACACCACGCUCCAACGCUUCGUAGUCAAGGAUGACAUGGGAAUCCACGUCACCGUUCGAGAAGUCAAAGACGACCAUGUCGUCACCUCCUCCCGCGGCCCACCCGAAGGCAAGUUCGCCUUCACAUCACACGAAGCCGGCGAUCACAGGAUCUGCAUGCAGGCCAAAUUUGACAGUCGUCAAGCAGUCCAAGUCCGAAUGCACCUCGAUAUCGUCAUUGGAGACGCCAAACCGGACAACUCGCACAAGGACAAGAGUCACGUCCAGGAUCUAGCGCAGAGAGUCAGAGAUCUCAACGCAAAGUUGAGAGACAUCAGGAAGGAACAGCAGUACCAGAGGGAGAGGGAGGCCCAGUUCAGGGAUCUUUCCGAGUUGACGAAUUCCAGGGCAAUGUGGUGGAGCAGUCUGCAGCUCAUCACGCUGCUGGGAGCUUGCGUUUGGCAGCUCAGGCAUCUCAGAGGUUUCUUCGAGGACAAGAAGCUGCGUUGA